Mollisia scopiformis is the source of this 1671-nucleotide messenger RNA. RefSeq lists its product as uncharacterized. The transcript is spliced from 6 exons. Bases 298 to 1671 code for a protein of 457 amino acids. The record is from RefSeq and is a predicted model, not a curated record. NCBI's taxonomy places the organism in Eukaryota, Fungi, Ascomycota, Leotiomycetes, Helotiales, Mollisiaceae.
UAAAUAUUCAGGUUGUUCUAUUUGAUUCUUUUGUUUGCUUUCUCUUCUGUUCUGUUGUUUUUAUUUUGAUGAGGAUCGAUUGAGGAUCGAUUUAUUUGUCUAUAUCUUUUCUCUGGUUUGAGAAUCUCAUUUAGCAUCGAGCCGAUAUCACAUCAUCCAGCACUCACUGCAAGAUCCGCAUCUCCAUCUCCCUGCUGCUGCUGCUGCUUUACGAAGACCACCACCUACCAUCCAUCCACCCAUCCGAAUCCUCACUCCAUAAAACACCCCCUCUACCAUAUACUUGAACCCAACAACAUGGCCUCCCACCUCCACAACCAAACCAACACCCUCGAAUCCACCACCCCCGUCCCCCCCUCCCAAGCCCGCACCGCGCAAAUCCCCCUCCAAUCCUUCACCCUCCCGACCUUCCCACCCGAAGCCUUCUCCACCGCCACGAACCUCUCAGCGCUGAUUCUCACCAGCGACGUGAAGCUCGAUGAAUACUCCUCCGAACUAGAGAAACCGUACGAGAUCCCGGAUUUACCGGCGGGCAUCAAGACUCUUACUUUAGAGUUAUUUUCGCUGGGCUUCCCGUCCGGGUGGUUGGUUGCUCUCGGGGAGAAAUUGAGGGGGUUGAAGGCUUUGACGCUGUAUUCGCAGCUUUUUGCUGGGACGACGACGGCGUCGAGGGAGGAUGCUCUUAUGUUUAUCGAGAAGCAGAAGGAGUUGAGGGAGUUGCAUCUCCUGGAUGUCUUCCUGCCGAAGGGGUUCUUGACUGAGUUUAAGGGGAAGUCGGGAGGGGAUGUCAGGUUUUUGGAGGUCAGUUAUACGUUUCGGCAUUCGGAUCCGGAGUUUCUGGGGGCGCUGAAUGCGAGGGAGAUUUUGGGCGUGGUGGAGGGGAGGAAGGGAAUGCUGGGGCUGAGUGUUAGGGUUGAGAGUCCGGAUGUGAGGGUCGAGGAUGAGGAUGAUAGGGAGGGGACGGAGGAGGGUGUGUUGGUUGUGGGAGGGUUGGGGGAGAGGGUGGUGGAUGUGUUGAAGGAGGGAGGUGGGGAGUUGAGAUUGUGCGAUUUGACGAUGUUUGAGUUGAGGAUUGGGGAGGUGGGAUCGUUGUUGGAGGUGUGUAAGGAGAUUAGGGUUUUGAGUGUUAGUGUCGGGUUAGAGAAGGGGUGGAAGGAGGUCUUUGAUGGAUUAGGGGCGAAGGAGAGAGAGAUUGAGGUGUUGGAACUGGUAGGUGUGCCGGGAAAGGAGGUCGUGGAGGCUAUGAAGGAGGAGGGAGGGUUUAGGAAAGAAGACGUGGAGGAGUUGGGGAGGAGUUGGAAGGGGUUGAAGAGUAUUAAAGGAAGUAUAUUGAGGACGAAGGGAGAGGAAUGGCUGAAGGAGGGUGAAGAACAUCACGGCCAGGCAGCAUACUAUUCAUCGGCCACGGUCCGCGUCAACAACAUAGUACGAAUAUCACCGCGGAUGAUCUGUGUAAGAUUGCUUCAAACGCACAGCAAGAAGCAACACUAUCAAGCGUGUACAAGCUACAUCGGCAUCAGAAAGCUGGAUAAUGGCACCAAAGCCGCUCUAUACAAGGCCAACGAGUCUAGUACAGAGUGGUACAACCCAAAGACCCAGGCAUCUGGGGUAGAUUGGCUUGCCACCAGUGGUGGUGGAGCAACAUUAAUAUGUCUGAAAGGCCCGCAAUGA